GAUCAAGAAAGCAAUCAGCAGGAAAACCAUGAAGACUGCAUGUGCUGCUGUCGUUCUGCUGAGUCUCUUCUCAGUUUCCCAGCCGGCGUCGCUGGCCUGUGAGGUGUUGGUGCGGCCGGUAGACCAACUUCAGGAUGUUCAAGGGACAUGGUACUUUGUAGCUGUGGCUUCAUCUUACUGUUGGGCAGUAACAGUGCUGAAUACCUUAGGGUCUCCAAGUUUUCAACUUGAUAUUACCUCAACGAACAAAUCACACAUCUACGACAUGAACUUAACAGUCAAGAUUGGUGAGGAAUGUGCAAAUAACACGGCAAAGAGUUUCUUGGAGAUGGAUGGGAUAUCUUUAGCCAAUGGUAAUGAUGCCAAAACCAAUGAGAAAGGUUUGUUUCUUCGCACUAGCUGUGCUGACUGCCUCAUUCUGAAAGAUGACGACUCUCCUGCCAAUCUCCUGCUUAUGUUAAGCAGGAAACCAACUGUCACAGCUGCAGAACUGAAAGAGUUUGAGGCACAGGCAGACUGUCUUCAGCUCUACAAGCCACAAGUCCUAAACACCGAUCAUGACUGCAGUUCCAGAAACACUACAAUGGAUUCUUCACAAUUCGAGCGAGAAUUUCCAGAAAGAAUCAAAAACAUGUUCUCAGGGAUCUUCACAUGUGUUACGGAUAAAGUUUUGUACUAUCCCCGUACUGUGCUCGGAUGGGCUCAGAGCGCAUGGGAUAGUAUCUGGUAAACCAGCACCUGUUAUAAGAAUUUUAAAAAAAUAACAGAAUCAAUCACUCAUAUAUACUUUCUUACAUGUGAAAAUAAUGACAGAACUUGCUGCAAUCCACACACUGUUUGAAAUCUGUUUCUGGCAUAAGAUUUAGGAUGUAUCUUUCAAAAUACCAAACAUUAAAAAAAUCAAUUUUAGCAACUGA
Messenger RNA from Xiphophorus hellerii (green swordtail), 917 nucleotides. RefSeq lists its product as uncharacterized. The record is from RefSeq and is a predicted model, not a curated record. Lineage: Eukaryota; Metazoa; Chordata; Actinopteri; Cyprinodontiformes; Poeciliidae. The transcript has 6 exons. The coding region runs from base 29 to 730 and encodes 233 amino acids.